This is a messenger RNA of Ahaetulla prasina, 771 nucleotides long. RefSeq lists its product as uncharacterized. The record is from RefSeq and is a predicted model, not a curated record. The transcript is spliced from 2 exons. Bases 6 to 746 code for a protein of 246 amino acids. NCBI's taxonomy places the organism in Eukaryota, Metazoa, Chordata, Lepidosauria, Squamata, Colubridae.
UGGAAAUGCAACAGAUCUCUCAGUCAAAUAAGCAUUUAGAAGACAAAAUGAAAGAAGAGCGAGGAGAAGACUUAAGAAAAAUUAUAUCAGAAGCAUUGGCUGAAUUUAUUGAAGUGGAACCCCAAGAGGUAGCUUACCAAAUUGAUAAAAUAUAUAGAGUUAACUCCUGGAUUGCAAGACAGAGAAAGCUUCCUCGGGACAUUGUGGUUUAUUUUGUGAAAAGGACUAUGAGAAAUCAGAUUCUGCAAGUUUCAUAUCAGACAACUUAUAAAAUUGGAGAACAGGAGCUGAAGGUGCUGAAAGAGAUUCCUUCAAAGAUGUUAAGAGAUAGGAAGGAAUUUGCUUUUUUUACACAAGAACUUAAAAAACAUCAGAUUCAAUUCAGAUGGGAGGUGCCAGUUGGACUGACAGUAUUCUAUCAAGGAAGGAGAUAUAGAAUUGACACUGUUUUAAAGGCAAAGGAUUUUCUUUCUACAGUUUUGAAAGUCGAAAUAGAAGUGAUAGAAAAACUUCAAGAGAUUCAAGAAGGCGUGGUGAUCCAAGAGCCUUCAUUGCUGCCAGUAUUAGAGGAACCACAAGAGCAAAGGGUGACAAGAGGAGCUCUUAAGCGUAAAGAAGAGCAACAGUCUCAAAGUAAAAGUCAGGAUCCCAGUAUGGAAGCUGUGGGAGGAGCUAGACGGAAGAUACCGGAGGAGGAGCUUCCGUUGUCUGCUUCAAAGCUUCAGGAGGCCAGUAAUGGCAAAUAGAAUUUUGUCAUGGAAUGUUAAUGGC